Necator americanus (New World hookworm) is the source of this 3075-nucleotide messenger RNA. RefSeq lists its product as uncharacterized. NCBI's taxonomy places the organism in Eukaryota, Metazoa, Nematoda, Chromadorea, Rhabditida, Ancylostomatidae. The record is from RefSeq and is a predicted model, not a curated record. The coding region runs from base 1 to 3075 and encodes 1024 amino acids. The transcript is spliced from 4 exons.
AUGGCGAAAGCUUCCCAUACAUUGCAAAAAGGUGCUGUCGUCCAGCACACCGCCAAAGCCCAUUACCUGAAAGGUCAACUGCUUGAAGAGAGCAUGGAAUUUGGAACAUGGAACAACUGCCUAAAGGGAAUCUUUGGCAACAACCAUUCACUUCUGCGAUAUCUCUGUGUGCCUUUUGCUGCACUGCAGGAAACACGCAGAGGGAUCGGCCCGUCAUCAGCAUCGAAAAUUACACCAUAUACUGCGGCGAUGCUGAUGAGAACAAAAUGCGCCUUUCUACGACUGCAGGAUCGCAGAGGACGUAAACUCUGGAUCGUAAGUGCUCACGCACCUACGGAAACCGCUGAGGACAACAGUAAGGACGCCUUCUGUGAUGAACUCAAUGCGUUGAUGUCUAAAAUACCAAGCCAGCAGGUGGUCACUGUCGGAAUUAACGCAAAUGCGAAGAUGGGACUCGAACAGCAAUCCGAUGUACUAGGAAAAUGGUACUAUGCAGCGGAGCGCACGUCCGACAACGGUGACCGUCUGGUCGACUUGUGCGAACAGACGGGCCUCAUCAUCGCUUCCACAUUUAAGAGGAAUCAUCGACGCCAUCAGCUCACGUGGCAGGAGUCAACCCUUUUAACGCCUGAAGAGCAGCGCAAGCGGAAGAUGAGGACUCUUAAAAUUCAGCUCGACUACGUUCUUGCGAGGAACAUUCCUCAGUCAGAUACCCGAAAAUCUAGAGCUGUUUUGGACGUCGCGUUCGACUCUGACCACCGUCCAGUUCUUCUCAGCUUCAAGAUACGGUUCCACAAGAGAAACCGAGGAGUUCCUCUUCAACCGAAAAUCGACAUGGCAGGUCUGAAAGACGAUGAAUGCAGAAGCGAUGGAGCAGAAGAAAAUUCCGCCAACGACGCUGCAAGGGAAACGCUCCCGGUUCUAUUGCCGCGGAAGAAGUUUGCCUUUGCAUCUGCGGAAACAAAAUCCACAUACAAUUCUGUAUGUGUCGCGCGCAGCGCUAGUGACUUCAACCAGGAAAAGCGUCUUAGAAGGAAGCUGCGUCGUCAACUGCAACAAGACCGCGAUAACGAGUGGACGUCAAGAGCGAUGGAGUUUGAGAAGGCGUGGGAGGACAGGAACCUGCGGAAAGCCUACGCUCUACUAAAACAGUAUAGCGGCAAAAUGAAAAGAUGUUCCCAUGUCCUCAACACUGCUAAUGGGGUAGCCGUCGGUGAAGCAACCCUUCCAAUUUGGAAGGAACACUUCAAGAUCUUGCUGAACCGGCUAGCACCGUCAGCUCCUGAACUCGAACACGUUCAUAAACCAACAUAUGCGGUUAACGAGGAGCCACCGACCGAGUCGGAGGUCCUGGUCUGUAUUCAGAAAAUGAAGAAUGGAAAAUCUGGUGGAGACGACGAGAUUAGCGCAGAAAUGCUGAAAUAUCUUUCUCCGUCUGGGAUUCGUGAGAUGACAAAGAUCAUCCGUUCAAUAUGGAUAAACGAAAGGUUACCUGAUUCGUGGAGACACGCUAUCAUAAUUCCCCUCCACAAAAAGUUAUCCGUCACGGACCCAAGGAAUUAUCGAGGAAUCUCUUUGCUGCGUGUUAUGUACAAGGUACUGCAGCGCAUUAUCCUGGACCGACUCAUUAAACAUCGCGAAGAAACGACGCGCGACGAGCAAGCUGGCUUUCGUCCUGGCCGAUCUACGAUUGACCAGGUGUUCAUCGUCAGGAGAGUGAUCGAAAUCUGGCAGCAGUAUUCGAAGCCAAUGCAACUAGCGUUUCUGGACUUUGAAGCCGCGUUCGACUCUCCUCACCGAGGCCGUCUUCUCAACGCACUUCGCGCCGAUGGAGUACCAGGAAAGUUCGUUCACUUGCUUGAUGACAUGAAUCAACGAACAACUGCUGCAGUUCGAGCACCAGCCGGAUGUACAGCACCGUCUGAAGUGGUAACUGGAGUAAGACAAGGGGCGGUGGCAGGACCCUUCAUGUUCAAUUUCGCCAUCGACGACAAUAUGCGAAGAACAGUCGACCAGUGUCCUGCCGACAUUGUCUUAGCACCAUCAGGGUGCCCCUUGACUGACCUCGAGUACGCCGACGAUGUUGUUAUAUUCGCGGAAAUCAGUACUAAACUUCAACAUGUUGUCAACCUUGUAUCGAAGCUGGCUGCAGCCUACGGACUACGCCUACGCCCUGAUAAAUGCAAGCAGAUGUGGAUCUCUUCGAGACCUCGAACGGGAAUCAGGGUGGACGGACAACCGAUAGAACUCGUCGAUGAGUUCUGUUACCUGGGCUGUAUGCUGAAGAACAACGGCAGCUACGAGAGAGAUGUUCAGCAAAGAUGCGCUAAGGCCGCUUCUGCAUUUAACUCCUUAACGAAAUGUCUGUGGUCGACCCCCAUCACCAACGAAGUCAAGCUGCGAGUCUACCUAUCCGCAAUUCGUCCCAUCAUGAUGUACGGAUCGGAGACUUGGGCAGCACCAUCAACGGUUAUGGAGAGGCUUGACUGCACGGAACGAAAGCUGCUUAGACGGCUACUUGGCUACUUUUGGCUUAGGGUAUGCCACAAUGAAGAUCUUUACGCAGAAAUUGGUGUGGUUUACCGGAGGAUGACACAUGGAGGAUAUCAACAUCUUACACCGCCUUCCAAAGCGGCUGAAGUAAAUCGUCUUUGCUUCUUUGGUCAUAUAUUAAGGAGACCGGCAGAUCGCCUUGUCCAACGAGUUCUGAAGAGUUCGUCGGGUUCGAGCUGGAAGAAGUCGCCUGGCCGAAAACGGAAGUUUUGGACUGAGGUGGUAAAAGAGGACCUGAGGGUACUCGGCGUGGAUAGGCAGUUUAGGCGAGACGUAAAGUUUCGCAGAACAUGGAAUAGCGGCGAAUGGAUUAAUUCUGUGCAAGCUCUUGCAGAAGAUCGAGAAGGUUGGGCAGAGCUGUGUUCAAGGACGGCACACCUCGGUGAAGAUGCGGCAAUCGCGCCAGGCGAUGACAUCAGCCCGCCGAUUAAGUCAAGCAAGUCAAGUAAGUCAGGGUUCACUGACACACAACAGGACCUGAAUCUCUUUGCUUUGCAGUCAGCUUACCUUUUCUUUAUUUGA